AUGAAGUACGGAGUAAAUUAUUUGAUUUUCGUUUUAUUUUUAUUUAAUUUUGCUCAAAUAUGUAACGGUGCAUAUGUAAAAAAAAGUGUAGAAGACAACCGAGACGACGAUAUCACAGACGAAUCGUUAGAGAUAGCUGGCGAAGCAGAAGUUAGUAAUGUCACAAGCUGCACGAGAAGAAAAAAUAGCCAAAUGCAUGAAAUUAACAAGGCAUCUGAAAAUCAAUUUCCAUUUAUGGUAGCAAUCAUGUCGCCUCGCAAUGAAUACGUGUGUGCAGGUUCCUUAAUCUCUAAUGGGUUAAUACUUACCACCGCUCAAUGCACUGAAUCUACAAGUUACGUGUUAGUUAAUACUACGAGUGAUAAAAAAAAUAAUAACACUAUCUCAUUGCAUAUAAUUAAAAACGAAAAAUUUCCUACCUAUACUGGAAUCCACUCGAUAAAAGAUGUUGCUGUUAUUUAUACCGAAAAACAUAACAAUACAAUUGCGUCAAAAAUCAACAUCAGCAAUUACACUAGCUCGAAUACUUUAAGCGGUAUAGAAGCCCUUGGAUUUGGCUUAAAUGUUGACGUUGGCCAUAUAAGAGAACUUCAAUAUGUCGGUGUAGAUGUAAGAGAUGUUAGUGGUGACAAAAUUAAAGGUUACAUCGAUUGUAUUGAUACAAAAGUCCCCACCUGUUUUAGAGAUAAAGGAGGGCCUCUGAUUUUUAACAAUGAACUUAUAGGCUUAAUAACUACAGGCCAAAAUGAAUGUACAAAUGAAAUUUUUUCAACUUAUGCUAUAAACAAACAAUUAGUAGAGGCUUUGCCAGCAUUCACAUUUAAAGCUUGGCUAGAUGAAAAAAUUGCCAAAAAUGCUGAAAAAGAAGAAGAACUUUUGGAGACAUAUCCAAUGAAACCUAUAACGCGAAAGGCGUCAGUCCAUGUCAUGACUAGCGGAGGGGAAUUAAAGAAAAGUACUGUCAUGUCUAUUUUGAUGUUAUUAUGUUUAGAAUUCGAUUAA
Nymphalis io (European peacock) is the source of this 1002-nucleotide messenger RNA. RefSeq names its product trypsin-like. The record is from RefSeq and is a predicted model, not a curated record. The transcript has a single exon. Gene Ontology annotation, molecular function: serine-type endopeptidase activity. Bases 1 to 1002 code for a protein of 333 amino acids. Gene Ontology annotation, biological process: proteolysis. Lineage: Eukaryota; Metazoa; Arthropoda; Insecta; Lepidoptera; Nymphalidae.